Coregonus clupeaformis (lake whitefish) is the source of this 2535-nucleotide messenger RNA. RefSeq names its product carnitine O-palmitoyltransferase 1, liver isoform-like. The transcript is spliced from 19 exons. Gene Ontology annotation, molecular function: carnitine O-palmitoyltransferase activity. NCBI's taxonomy places the organism in Eukaryota, Metazoa, Chordata, Actinopteri, Salmoniformes, Salmonidae. Bases 115 to 2460 code for a protein of 781 amino acids. Gene Ontology annotation, biological process: carnitine metabolic process; fatty acid metabolic process. The record is from RefSeq and is a predicted model, not a curated record. Gene Ontology annotation, cellular component: mitochondrion.
UCUGUUUUCACUGGGAGUGAGAGGAGUUGUUGGAUGAAAGAAAGAGAUUCGGUGUUUGAAUAACUCCGUCAUUGGUGUGCUUUUCCGGCAAGGCAUUUCAAGACUAAUACAGCGAUGGCAGAGGCCCACCAGGCAGUGGCGUUCCAGUUCACCAUCACCCCAGAGGGGAUCGACCUGCGCCUUUCAUACCAGGCCCUGUCCCAGAUCUGCCUCUCUGGCCUGCGCUCCUGGAAGAAGAGGAUCAGCCGCAUGAGGAACAGGGUGAUCAAAGGGGUGUACCCUGCCAGCCCUUCCUCCUGGCUGUUUGUUGUCAUAGCGAUCCUGGCCACCAUGUACACACGCUCUGACCCCUCCAUGGGCCUCAUUGCCAAAAUCCAGGAGCACCUGCCCGUCAGUAGUCUGUCUCUGAGUGCCCAGGGCCAGACCAUGCUGUCAGUGCUGGUGUUCAGUACCCUGCUGUGGCUAUCUCUCAUCCUGACCCUGAGGUUCUGUCUCAAACUGCUGCUCUCCUACCACCGCUGGAUGUUCGAGCAGCACGGACGCAUCUCCACCACCACCAAAGUCUGGGUGACCCUGGUGCGUCUGCUGUCUGGCAGGAAGCCUCUCCUGUACAGCUAUCAGACCUCUCUACCUUGCCUGCCCGUCCCGCCCAUCAAAGACACACUGGAGAGGUACCUGGAGUCUGUGCGUCCAUUGCUGAGCAGUCCAGAGUUCGAGCGGAUGACUGUGUUGGCGGCUCAGUUUGAGAACAGUCUGGGGAACAGGCUGCAGCGCUAUCUCAAGCUCAAAGCUCUGUGGGCUACCAACUAUGUGAGUGACUGGUGGGAGGAGUACAUCUACCUGAGAGGACGAGGCCCCAUCAUGGUCAACAGCAACUACUAUGGCAUGGACUUUCUGUAUGUGACUCCCACGCCCAUCCAGGCAGCGAGGGCCGGCAACACCAUCACUGCUCUGCUGCUCUACCGACGCAAGGUCAACACUGAGCAGCUCAAACCUAGUCGUGUUCCAGGUACAGUAAUCCCUCUGUGUGCAGCUCAGUGUGAAAGGAUGUUCAACACUACUCGCACUCCAGGAGAGGAGACGGAUGUGCUGCAGCACUGGCAGGACAGUGAAUUUGUGGCAGUCUACCACCGGGGGCGCUACUUCAGGCUGUGGGUCUACAAGGCGGGGCGUCUCCUCUCCCCUAGAGAGAUAGAGUACCAGAUCCAGAGGAUCCUAGAUGACCCCUCACUCCCCGGACCUGGAGAGGACAGGCUGGGAGCACUGACUGCUGGAGACAGGGUGCCGUGGUGGACCGUAAGAAAGCAGUACUUCAGCUCAGGGGUGAACAAGCACUCGCUGGACUGCAUCGAGAGGGCCGCCUUCUUUGUCACCCUGGACGAUGAGGAGCAAGGCAUGAUGGGAGAAGACCCAGUGGGAAACCUGGACCGCUACGCCAAGUCCCUCCUCCACGGAAAAUGUUACGACAGGUGGUUUGAUAAGUCCUUCUCUGUGGUGGUGUACAAGAAUGGGAAGAGUGGGCUGAAUGCAGAGCACUCCUGGGCCGACGCCCCAACAGUGGCACACCUGUGGGAGUUUACCCUGGCCACAGAUGCCUUCCAACUGGGUUACACAGAGGACGGCCACUGUAAGGGAGAGGUGGAGCUCUCCUUACCGCCUCCUCAGAGACUCACCUGGGACAUCCCUGUGGAGGUUCAGGAGCAGGUGUCCAUCUCUCUGUCUGUGGCACAGGCCCUAGCUGACGAUGUGGACUGUCAUGUCUUCCCCUUCAGGGACUUUGGGAAGGGACGCAUCAAGAAGCUGAAGAUCAGCCCAGACGCCUUCAUUCAGUUGGCUCUGCAGCUAGCUUACUACAGGGAUCGUAAGACGUUCUGCCUCACUUACGAGGCCUCCAUGACACGGCUGUUCCGAGAGGGGAGGACUGAGACUGUACGAUCCUGCUCCAAUGAGGGCUGUGCCUUUGUCAAAGCUGUGGAGAGCGGAGAGGGGCCGGAGCACUGCAGGCGGCUGUUCCGAUUGGCUGCAGAGAAGCACCAGAACCUCUACCGAUUGGCCAUGACAGGGUCCGGCAUUGACAGGCACCUCUUCUGCCUGUACGUGGUGUCUAAAUACCUGGGGGUGGAGUCACCAUUCCUAACAGAGGUGUUGUCGGAGCCCUGGCGUCUCUCCACCAGUCAGACUCCGGUUCAGCAGUUGGAGCUGUUUGACAUGAAGAACCACCCAGACUUUAUAUCCCUGGGGGGAGGCUUCGGCCCUGUGGCAGACGAUGGCUAUGGAGUGUCGUACAUUAUCGUAGGAGAGGACAUGAUCAACUACCAUGUAUCCUGCAAGCACUCCUUCUCUGAGACGGACUCACACCGGUUCGGGGCCCAGAUCAGUCGGGCUCUACUGGACCUCCUCUCUGUGCUUACCCCAGCUAAGACUGAGAACCCACAGGCCCCGGACAAGAAACAGCAGUGAAUAGGAAAACCUGCAAAAUCGGCAGUGUAUCAAAUACUUGUUCUCCCCACUGUACAUAUAUAUAUAUACACAUAC